GAGCUGUAGUGAACGCAGAGAGAGAGAGAGAGAGAGAGAGAAAGAGAGCAGGGGAAAGCUGAGCUCAAGCGAGAGAAGAAGGUUAGCCAGCAGCGAGUUAAGAAAAUGGCGAUCAUGCAGGACGAAUGCCUCCCCUCGUAGAUGCUGCAAAACGCGUUGAAAUUCUUGUAGCCUUACAACCGGCUUUUCAAUCCACUCGGUUGCACUUUAUACUUCAAUGAGAGAUUUGGAAUUGAAAGCUGUUGCCACCAAAGAAGCUGAAGCAUCGAAACAGGGAAUAAACCCAUAGAGGGAAGAACAGUGGAUGGAAGAGAGAGAGAGACGGAGAUUGUGACGAGGACGGAGGAUAAGAAGACACAGGACUGGUCAAAAGUGCCGGAUCAUACCAAGUCAAAGCAGAGUCCUCAAUCUAAACCACAUCCCCCCCUUCCCCCUCCCCACAUAUUCACGUACACACACACACACACACACACACACACACAUUCAGUCUUCAGCGAUGCCAAGAGGGCCCGAACAGCCUGCUGCCCGCUCUGACAAGCCCCGCCUCUUCACUUCGGACCCUUGAGGCAGCGCCCUCCGAGCUUUGACCUUAUACCCACCUCCCCCUCCCUUCGCCGACCUGGGAACCAGAGGCCACUUUUUCUCCGCUCAACCCGGGGACGGCCUCCUGCAGGAGCCGCAGCCUUUCACCGCACUCACAGGCAUGGCUCCCAUUCGGGAUUCCGUCAGCCACUCCCCUAAUCAAACAGGUCUGGAGCAUCCUGGCUUGGACUCGCAGUAUGAGCCUUCCCCCUGGUCCUCUGGCUCACCCUGCAGCGGUGACGGCAACAGCAACUGGAGUAAAGUCAUAGUGGACGGCAGCGCCGACAAACCCAACAACCCUUCUUCAACCAACUCGUCCGUUUGGCCUCCCUCCUCUUCUUCAUUCUCUUGCUCCUCGUCGUCUUCCUCUUCUGGCUGCGGGUCAGGAUCAGACCCAGAGUUGGCAUCAGAAUGCAUGGACGCAGACUCUAACUCCUCGAUCGGCUCAGAGAAAAACCUCGCCGCUGUGACAACGGUGAUGAUGUCAGCAAAUGCUUCUUCCUCUGUGUCUUCUACGGCUUCUUCUCCCUCCUCUUCUAUAGUGACUUCUGCCAUGAUGGUCGGCAUUUCAGUAAAUGGAGACAGCAACGGCAACAGUCGUCAGGUAAUCGGUGGAGGGAUGGGAACCACCAGCGGUGCAAAUAAUGGAAAUAGCAUCACCGGGUCCUCCCACUACUCUGUGGCUGGAUCCAGCAGUAUUGGCAGCAAUAACCACAACAACAAGCCCGUCAAUAAUAGUGGUGUAUGGGGCACCAACAUGAUCACCACAGGCGGAAGCACCCCCUGCAUCAAUGGAGGGUUAAAUCCAAACACUUUAAACCCAAAUGCCAACCACGGUGCCUGGCCGCAGAAUCCAAGCCCAGUGUCCCAGGGCCAACGGCCUCCACAGGCUCAGGGGAUGAGUUCCAAACUGGGUAUAGCUCCCCAACAGGGCCACGGACUGGGCUGGGGUGGCAUGGCAGCUCCAAACAGCAGUAUGAUGGAAGACACUGAGGCGAAUAAUGGUACAGCAAGCAGCAAGGUGUUAGGAAGCAGCAACAGUGGAAAUGGUGGCCUCGAGCCUACCAACCUUAACACUGAAUCCAAUGGACCAAAUAACACUAUUAUGAUGAAUACUACUACAACUACUACUACUAACGCCACAAUGACCUCUAGUCCACCAAACUCUACCGCCUCACCCCAACUCAGCGGGGAUUGCUCCUGGGGCUCUGUUGGAGGAGGGAAUGGGGUUCCGCUGGCCAAUGGAAACCCCUCAUCAGCCCCCCAGCACCCCCAAGGAGAGCUGGGCGGUCCUGGGGCCUUCGGUACACCUUGGGGUGCAACUACCUACCCUGGAGACAAGGGCACCCCAAAUGCAGACACUGUGAACCCCCAAAACCCUGCCUUAAUGCAGGCUGGGAACCCCAAAAUAUCCUCCACUGCUGCUUACAAGAGUAAUAAUAACCACAAUAAUACUGGGGCCCCACGCUGGGAACAGGGGCCCGCCAGUAAUCCAAACCAGCCUCAGAGCAACAUGUCCUGGGGUAUCGGCUCAAAUCAAAUCCCAGGCCCUGCAGGCCAAACACCAGGAAAUGGGAGCCAGACUCCGAUGGGCCCUCCAGCAGGGAUCCCUCGCCCUUGGGGGAGCAGCACGUCGUCCUCUUCCUCGUCAUCAUCGUCCUCUUCCACAUCUAACAAGACGUCAAAUGGAGACUGGGGAUCAGUACCUCCCGGUAACAACCAUUUAGAUCCUGGAAGUCGUAAAGGAAGCUCUGCCAACAAUGGCUGGAAGAGCCUGGAGGAUGACGCCAUGGGCAUAGGAGGAGGAGGAGCAGGAGGAGCAGGAGGAGGUGGUGGAGGGGGCGGAAGCCAUGGCCUGGGGAGUGUCACCGGAGGCUGGGGUCGCACUGGAGGAAGUGAAGGAAGCGGAGAGAGUUCCGGAGGCCGAUCCAGCUCAGACAGAGACAGCAGCCAGCCAAAAGGAGGAAAUCGCAGAAAAGUUAUCAGUCCUGCAACAGCAGUACCAGCUGUGCCAGCGGUUCCCCAGACCGACGUGGACCCGAGGGUCCUGUCCAACACUGGAUGGGGACAGACGCCCGUACGGCAGAACACCUCCUGGGAUGUCAAUUCUUCUGCUAACAAACGACUCCAAGCACCCAGAGGAGACGAAAGAAAGCAUAGCAGCGGAGGCUCCGGAUGGGGCACAGCGACACCGGCAGCUCCCUCCCAGACCUCUGGAGGUUGGGGGAAUGGGCCGGGCAGCUCAGGCCCAGGAGGUUCUGGCUGGGGAGAGCGGCCGUCUUCUGGGUGGGACAACAAAGCCCCAGCGAGUGGAGGAGGUGGACAGAGCAGCUGGAACGAUGGAUCCAGCUAUAGGGGCAGCAACAGUAACACCUGGAGCAAUAACAUAAACAAAGAUGACAGGUCCAAUACGUGGACUAAUGCGCCCAAACCUCAGCAGGGCUGGGAUUCUAAAGGUGGAAAUGGCAGUGAACGCUGGGGUAAUGGUGGAGAUGGCGCCAGAGCAGGGGGCAAAAACCACUGGGAGCCUCAAAAAGGUGCCAGCUGGGAGAGCGACAGCGACCGGUCCGGCUCUGGAUGUUGGAGCGAGCCAAGCCGAACCAACACCAGCAGCAGCGGCGGCGGCAACACCUGGGUAGGGAGCGGAGGAUCAAAUACCCCGGACCAGAGCACCCCGAACCCAGGCUCCAACUGGGGCGACUCGGUCCACAAACCCAAUCCUCAGAGUAACAGCCAGGGCUGGGGCGAGCCAAUGAAGAACAACCGUGGAGCCCAGAACUGGGCUGAGCCGAAUCCCAAGCCCUCUAACGAGUGGGGGAAAGGUCCUGAAUCCAACAUGUCUAGAGGCAAUCCAGCCCCUAACAAGCCCUCAGGCUGGCUGGGGGGCCCCGUACCCGCAGUAGGUACGAAGGAGGAUGUGUCAACUGGGUGGGAAGAGGCGUCUCCAGAGUCUGUUCGUCGAAGGAAUGAGAUCGAUGAUGGCACAGCAGCUUGGGGAGAACCUGGAAAACCUGCUAAAAACAGCGUUGGGGCUUCCACCAUGUGGAACAGGCCUGGCCAAUCAGACAAGGAGGCUGUGGGCCCGUCCACUCAUCACCAGAACCACCCGGCACGCAACUCCAUGCAUCCUCCUCAGCCCAUGCAGCCAGUGGCCCAAGACAAGAGUUGCAGUUCUACUUGGGGUGAGUCUUUCCCCCAGAAGGAGUCCUCAACGUGGGAACCUCCCCCCCCUCCGCCCGUUAAAGUGGACAAUGGGACGUCUGCCUGGGGGAAGCCCAUGGACACCAGCUCCACCUGGGAAGAACCCGGCAGGGAUAACCGAGAGCCUGCUGGACCUGGGCCUGGAUGGAGCGGCCAGCAUAAGCCUGUAGCUCCAGGACCCAAGCCCAUGGAGACAUGGGGUGGAGAGGAGGCGGCCAUGGGCAAUAGCUGGGACCAGGAAGAGGAGGUGGAGAUCGGCAUGUGGAGCAACAGCCAACAGGACAACAGGUCUCAUGACCAAAACGCCUGGAACUACAAGCAUAAAUGCGCCAACAAGAUGAACAAACCAGUCAACAAACAGGAGGAACCCUGGAUGAAACCCUUCAUCAACCAGUUCAACAGCAUGAGCUUCUCUAGAGACUCUCCCGACGACUCCAUGAAGGCAGGAGCAGGGAUGGUGCAGGACAAGCGUAUGGACAUGGGCAGUAUGGGCGACUAUAAUGGAGCAAUGGGGAAGAACCCUGGGUCUCGACACCAGCUCCACAAGGAGUCUGCCAUGGAUCGCAGCCCUUACUAUGAAAAGCUGUCCGUUUCCCCCUCUGCUUACAAUAACCAAGCUUCUGAUGAGCUCUCCUCCAAUCAAAGCAUGAGCUUUUCCCCUUCCAAUUCUGCUCAGCCUGUCCCUCGUCUUGAUUCUGGGCCGUCUCCUGCUCACUCUAGUCCCGGGGGCGCUCGGCAGAAUGUAAACCCUAUGAUGGGCAGCGGCGUAGCACAGGGCCGAGGCGGCCCCCAGUCCCAGGUCCCCCCCCAACCCAACCUCCGUAACCAAGUGCCUCCACCCAUCCUGCCCUCUCAGCUGCCUCCAUCCCUGUUGAAGUACCCGGGAGGUAACGGAGGUCUGAACCCUCUGUUUGGCCCUCAGCAGGUGGCUGUGCUCAACCAACUCUCCCAGCUCAACCAGCUGUCACAGCUCAACCAGAUCAACCAGUUACAGCGACUUCUCUUCCAGCAGCAGCAACAGCAGAAAGCUCAGAACCAGAGACCCAUGCCUGUGGGACGGCCGAAUGAACAGACUCGUCCUAUUGGUUCGUCUCCAUCGAUGAUGCAGCCGCCGCACCCCUCCCUGCUGAAACAGGCCCCGCCCCACAAACCGUACCUGGAUAACUACAUGUCCCACAACACCCCCGAGAUGCAGAAGGACGCUGCUUCUCUCGGAUCCUUCAGCAACUUCCCUUUAAGCUUGAACUCUAACCUGAAUGUACCCAUGGACAUAGGUGGUGGUGGUGGAGCUGUGAGCUACAAAGAGCCACCCCAGUCCAGACUGAAGAAGCUUUGGGCUACUGACCCUCUGGAGCAGAACAGCAAACCUGGUGCUAUGUCGUCUGGGCUGCGUCUGGAGGACUCUCCCUUCUAUGACUUCCUGUCUCCUGGCCCGUCUCCCCUGAGUCCUCCCGGCCAAUCAAUGGGCUCGGUGGGCGAUGGCUGGCCGCCCCGUGCCAACUCCCCCCUGCCCCAUGGAAACACUGUCACCUGGCCUCCAGAGUUCCGGCCCGGGGAGCCCUGGAAAGGUUACCCCAACAUUGACCCUGAGACCGACCCUUAUAUGACCCCCGGCAGUGUCAUCAACUCCCUCUCCAUCAACACCGUCCGUGACACAGACCACCUCAGGGACAGGAACAACGGGCCAUCCUCAUCACUGAACACCACGAUGCCUUCUAACAGUGCCUGGUCAUCCAUUCGUGCCUCCAGCCACAGCGGUUCCCUCACCAGUACAGCACAAAGCACUUCAGCCAGAACCAGUGAGUCAAAGUGGUCUCCCGGCGGCGGUUCUGUGUCCAACUCCUCCCUGGCCCACGAGCUGUGGAAGGUCCCCCUGCCUCCCAAGGCUCUCUCUGUGGCGGCCCCCUCCAGACCACCACCCGGCCUCACCAGCCAGAAGCCCAGCUCUGCCUCCUCCGGCUGGGACGGCUCUGCCCUGAGGCUGGGAGGGUGGGGCGCCACUGAGUCCAGAUACACACCUGGUUCCAGUUGGGGCGAAAGCAGCAGCUCAGGGAGAAGCCAAUGGCUUGUUCUGAAAAAUCUCACACCUCAGAUUGACGGCUCUACCCUGAGGACCUUGUGCAUGCAGCACGGCCCUCUGAUCACAUUCCACCUCAACCUGCCGCACGGUAACGCCGUGGUAUGCUACAGCUCCAAGGAUGAGGCCGCAAAGGCCCAGAAGAGCCUGCACAUGUGUGUUUUGGGGAACACUACUAUUCUGGCCGAGUUUGCCAGCGAGGAGGAAAUCAACCGUUUCUUUGCACAAGGGCAGUCAUUGGCCACUCCCUCCUCCAGCUGGCAGACCGUUGGCUCCUCUCAGAGCAGAAUGGAUCAGUCCCACAGCUUUCCCAGCCGCGCUCCUGAACCCAACCAGUGGAACAGCAGCGAUCUCCACAGCUCCUCCCUCUGGGGCGGGCCCAACUAUUCCAGUAGCCUGUGGGGGAACCCCAGUGGCACUGAGGCGGGGAGGAUCAGCAGCCCUUCUCCAAUCAGCUCCUUCCUCCCGGUGGAGCACCUGACGGGCGGCGGGGACUCCAUGUGAACCGCCUGCCAAUCAAACAGGCUCGAGGAAGGGUCAGUAGAGAAUUAUCAAUAAUCAGCAGAAGAAAAUGAAAAAAGAAAACAAAGUUUAAAAAAAAAAAACGCAAUGGCACUAGUCGGACUCUUUCUCACUUACAAGAUGUACAACAAACGGGGUCGCCCUGUGGAAAACAAGUUACGUUUCUCUCUCUGCACAUAUGUCCACUUUGUUUUAGCCCAAAAACAUAUCAGUCGGAAUACUUGAAUCAUGCAGGCCAAUUCUAUAAUGUGAACGGAUGGAUAUUUGCUUCCAGGUAGUGCUCUUUCAGACCGAAAAAAGCUUCAAUCGAGCUCAUUAUUAUAUAUAUAUAUUUUUUUUUUGUUUCAUUCGUCAUGUUUAUUUGAAUUCCAAUUCUUUUCAUUUUUAACGUUUUCUUUUUGGUUUUUUUGCAUUUGUUUGCUGACAAUGUUGGAGUAUGAGCUUUUUUAACUUUGCACUGAAUGUGGUUUUUUCUCAGUAUAUAUAAUCUGCAAUAUAGAGGGAGCAGCCAGUUUUUCCAGUGUAGCUGUUUACUCAUUGAGGUCCUUACCGUAUGUGUGUAUGCGCGUGCACAUGCACGUAUGUGCGUGGAAGUGCUUUGUGUGUGUGAGACUGCGUGCGUGGAUGAGUGUGUGUGCGCUCCUCUCUGCCUUGGCACGCCUACCUUACUGCGUUGUCGUGGAGUUCAAGAUCAACAGAUAGUUAACGAAGAAUAAAAGCUGACUUUGGAGGAUUAUCUGGUGAUAGAAAAAGUGACAUUAAAAAGUAUUGCACCAAUUUUGUUUCAAAA
Messenger RNA from Anarrhichthys ocellatus (wolf-eel), 7172 nucleotides. Its product is annotated as trinucleotide repeat-containing gene 6A protein. Gene Ontology annotation, cellular component: nucleoplasm; P-body. The record is from RefSeq and is a predicted model, not a curated record. NCBI's taxonomy places the organism in Eukaryota, Metazoa, Chordata, Actinopteri, Perciformes, Anarhichadidae. Gene Ontology annotation, molecular function: nucleic acid binding. The transcript is spliced from 27 exons. Gene Ontology annotation, biological process: miRNA-mediated post-transcriptional gene silencing; positive regulation of nuclear-transcribed mRNA poly(A) tail shortening. The coding region runs from base 704 to 6364 and encodes 1886 amino acids.